CCAUACCAGCACCCUGAUCACCUCCAAAUACCAUACCAGCAGCCUGAUCACUUCUAUACACCAUACCAGCGCCUUGAUCACUGCCAUACCCCAUACCAGCAUCCUGAUCACCGCCAUGUCCCAUACCAGCAUCCUGAUCACCGCCAUGUCCCAUACCAGCAUCCUGAUCACCUCCAUACCCCAUAUCAGAAUCCUGAUCACUGCCAUACCCCAUACCAUCACCUUGAUCACUGCCAUACCCUAUACCAGCAUCCUGAUAACAGCUAUACCCCAUACAAGCAUCCUGAUCACCCCCAUACCCCA
Messenger RNA from Staurois parvus, 303 nucleotides. Lineage: Eukaryota; Metazoa; Chordata; Amphibia; Anura; Ranidae. The record is from the annotation of a GenBank genome assembly.